AUGGCGGGAUGGUUGGCCAGGGUGCCUCCCGUCCUGUGGUGGGUGCCGAUCGGUGUAGCGGUGAACGACUCCCUCGUCUCCCUCGCACCGGCCACCGAUGACGCGGUCGGCUUGUCAGGGGCUGGGCCCAAGCGGCUCCUGCUGGUCGACAAGCUGAGCCCCCGCCUGUACCGCUACAGUCGGGGGAGCGUGGCGGUCUUCACGUCCCCCACCGAUCCCGACUCUACGCUGCUGCGGAGGGUGGUGGCGGUGGAGGGGGACUGGUUCCGCCCUGUCCCCUCCUCCAGCUCUGUCCUGAAGAUGCCAGCGGGCCGCUGCUGGCUGGAGAGCGAGGGAGCCAGUGGCGACCGGCCCCGGCCCCCCGAUUCUCAUCAGUGGGGCCCGGUCCCGCUGGCCCUGGUGGACGGCCGUGCCCUGGCGGUGGUUUGGCCGCCGCAGCGCUGGGCCUGGCUGAGCGGCGGCUCCCAGCCCAGCCGCAUCCUGGCGCACGGCCACGCCGGCCCCGAGGACGAGACCUGGCCCUACCGAUGA
This is a messenger RNA of Auxenochlorella protothecoides, 531 nucleotides long. Its product is annotated as Mitochondrial inner membrane protease subunit 2. Gene Ontology annotation, molecular function: serine-type endopeptidase activity. Lineage: Eukaryota; Viridiplantae; Chlorophyta; Trebouxiophyceae; Chlorellales; Chlorellaceae. Gene Ontology annotation, cellular component: mitochondrial inner membrane peptidase complex. The record is from RefSeq and is a predicted model, not a curated record. Bases 1 to 531 code for a protein of 176 amino acids. Gene Ontology annotation, biological process: mitochondrial respiratory chain complex assembly. The transcript has 3 exons.